GAGAUUUUUCCAUCAACAAGCGUUGAAGAAGUUGUUUGCGCCAAUUUUACCUCGCCAAAAGAUAUUAACAUAAUAGUUGCACGUUCAUCUAUAUUACAAAUUUACAAAUUUGUUGAACGACUUGAGAUUUCAGUAGAAGACGAAGAUAAUGACUUAGGUCAAGAAAUAGAAAAUGAGAAGGAUGAGACAUUUCUAUUGACACUCAAACCGGCUACAAAUCCGUCAUUCAUGACUGGCCAUCUUGAGCUUAUCUCACAGUAUAAGCUUCAUGGCAAUAUAACUUCUAUGGGAGUUGUGAGAACGAUUUCUUCGGGUGCAAAUGGUAUGGAUAGUCUGCUAUUAAGCUUUAAGGAUGCAAAGUUGUCACUUUUGGAAUUUUCAUUGGCAACUAACAACAUCGUCACGGUAUCUAUCCACUAUUAUGAGCGGGAGGAAUAUAAGCUAGAGUUUCUAGCAAAUACGCGUCCAACUGAAUUAAGGGUAGAUACAUCAAAUAGAUGUGCUGUAUUGAAUUUUUUUGGUGAUAAAUUGGCAAUUCUUCCUUUUCGUCAAGAAGAAGCUUUAAAUCUAGAUGAAGAAGAAGUUGCAAGCAAGUGGCCUUAUUACCCAAGUUUUGUCGUCGAACUGCCUUCCAUUCAAUCACGAAUUAAAAAUGUCAUAGAUAUGAAGUUCUUAUAUGAUUAUUAUGAACCGACUUUAGCCAUACUUUUUGAAUCAUGUCAAACUUGGCCGGGUAAAAUGAGUACAAAUAAAGACACUUGUUCUCUCGUCGUUGUGUCUCUAGACAUUUCACAAAAAGUAUAUCCAGUCAUAUAUUCAAUGGAUAAAUUACCACAUUCUUGUGUGAAAUUAAUUCCAAUUCAAAAACCUGUUGGUGGUAUCCUCAUUAUAACUGCGAAUGCGAUAAUUCAUGUAGAUCAAAGUUCUCCAGGAAUUGGUAUUACUGUUAAUGGAUAUGCAAUGUCCACAACAGAUUUUCCGCUUGAUCGUUCAUUCGAGCAUUUGGGUCUUUCUUUAGAAGGAUGUCAUUAUGUUUUCUUAGAUAAAGAUGAAAUUUUGCUCUUUUUACGUAAUGGAGACAUGUACUUAGUAAAAUUGAUAAAGGAUGGAAGAUCAAUAUCUAGGAUUACAAUAGAAAAAGUUGGCGCUAAUACGUUACCAUCAUGUGCUUGUAGCGUAGCGCCUGGUUAUUUCUUUUUAGGAUCACGGCUAGGUGAUUCACAUUUAGUUCAAUAUAAAGCUGCCAAAUCCAAUUAUACGACAAAUGGUUCUGUGAAUGAAUUAUAUGAAACUGAUACGACAAAUAGUAUAAAUAUUGGUAGCUUAAGCAGCAAAAUAAAUACUAAAUUUCCGACAACCUCUGAAUAUAACUUUACUAUAUGCGAUACACUUAUUAAUGUUGGACCAAUAGUGGAUUUGGCUUAUGGCGAAUUAGCAUUCUCUGAGGAAGAGUCACAUUUACAUACUGUGCGUAAAGAAUUGGAAUUAGUUUCUUGUUCUGGUUCCGGAACGGCUUCUUCGCUUUGUAUAUUUCACCGUAAUAUAAAUCCAAUAGUAUCAAGCUCUUUUCCAAUGACUGAUUGUUUAAAUAUGUGGACGGUAUCAUGCAAAGAUGUCAUAUAUCAAAAUAUGAAUAUCGAUACUGAAGAUACAGAAGAAUCUUUUCACAAAUUUUUAUUCAUUUCAAAAAAAUAUAGGACAAUGGUUCUUAUCUGUGGUGAAGAAUUACAGGAACUUGAGCAUUCUGAUUUUUAUACAGAUGGUCCGACUGUGGCAGUUGGAUCAGUAUUGAAUGGGUCACGUAUAUUACAAAUUUGUGGUCAUGGCCUCCUACUUCUUGAUCAAGAUGGAAAACUUGUGCAAAUGAUACCAACUCAAGAUGAUUCUGAGACGACAAGCUCAAUUGAAUUUGCUAGCAUUGUUGAUCCAUAUGUGUUGCUAUUAUUUGACACUGGUGAUAUUAAAUUGUUAAAGGCUGACGAUAAGUCAAAGAAUAUUGAUUUUUAUUCCCAGCCUUCGGUUAUUAACGAUAACCCUACUGCAUCGUGCCAUUUAUAUCGAGAUGAUACCGAUCUUUUUGCUCUUGUUAAGGACGUUACGGAUAUUUAUGAAAAUCGGCAGGAGAUCGGGGGUGAGGUAAAUGAAACGAAUCUAAGUGGUUUUGUUGAAAGUGUGAAAUCAGAAAGCUUUUGGUGCGUACUCUAUCGACAAGAUGGUUCCCUGGAGCUUCCUGAAUUUGAGGAGGUCUUUCAUUUCCCACAUUUUGAUUUGUCACCAACUGUUCUCAACGAUGUUAUAACGAGGCAAAAUAUGAAAACUUCUGGACAGACCGUGGACAUUCAAGAAAUUUUAUUAAUAAACAUUGGUCGACGAACAAAAGAACCAUAUUUAAUUGCACGUUCUAGUGUUGGCGACAUCAUGAUUUAUAAAGCCUUUCGAUAUAUACCCGGCACCGACAUAUCGGACCCUUUCUUAAAGUCACAAUCUCAAAGCGAGUUUACCGAUCGUCUAGCUAUACGAUUUUCGCGUGUCCAUCAGGAGUACAUAUCGCGUGAAACUAUAUUUAGUGAUAUCCAUGAUAAACCUGUAUCUAGAAGGACAAAUCUUCAAGAACCAAAUAUUGACGAAGUUGAUCAAACAAGUCAUGAUGUAGAGAAGCGGAGUCCUAUCCUUAAACAGAUAAAUCGACGACUGAUACCCUUCACAAAUAUUUCGGGUUACUCUGGUGUUUUUGUAACAGGUGCGAAACCUGUUUGGUUGAUUUGUGCGAAUAACAACUAUCUAAGAUUGCAUCCGAUGAACGCGGAAGGCGAAAUACGAAGUUUUACACAAUUUCAUAAUGUACAUUGUAGGCAUGGCUUUUUGUAUACUAAUACUCAGGACGUUUGCCGAUUGUCAGAGUUACCGACUGAUUUUCAAUAUGAUAUGGAAUGGACUGUGAAAAAAAUUCAAUUAAAUCGAUCUGUUUAUGGAAUCGAAUAUCAUCCGGAAAUGCAGGUUUACGCAUUGUUAACAUCGGUACCUGUUGAGUUUCUACUGAGGGAUGAAAAUGGUGAACCUUUAGAAUUUGAACGAGAUAGCUCUCAAGUUUUACCUGAAACCCAAAGAUUUACUCUUGAAUUAAUAUCUCCGGUCACUUGGGAAACUGUAGACAGGCACGAUUUCCAUGAUGAUGAACAAGGUCUAUGCAUAAAAUGUGUAAGCCUUCAAACAAAAUCUACUACUAGUGGUCGAAAAUCAUUUAUUGCUAUCGGUACUGGAAUUUUCCGCGGAGAAGACGUGGGCAUGCGAGGAAAUGUUUACGUAUUUGAAAUAAUUGAAGUUGUGCCGGAACCUGAUAAUCCGCAAACAAAUCACAAGUUUAAAUUGCUAUGUCAUGAAGAAGUGAAAGGUUCUGUUACUGCAAUUUGUGAUGUCAAUGGAUACUUGUUGACGUGUGUUGGACCAAAGAUUUUUAUUCGUGCAUUUGAAGACAAUGAUCGUCUUAUUAGUGUCGCGUUCAUAGACAUACAAAUUUAUGCUAGUAGUGUAGUAUCGAUUAAAGAUUAUAUACUGUUAGGUGAUGUCUACAAGGGUGAGGAACCGGCAAAACUAGUAUUGGUUGGUAAAGACUAUCAUUCUAUGGAAGUUGGUUGCACUAAUUUCAUAAUCGAUGAGCCUGUACUAUAUUUUGCUGUGGCAGAUAUGGAUAAGAAUAUACAUUUGUUUCAGUAUGCACCUUAUAAUGUACAAUCAUUUGCUGGUCAGAAACUCAUUCGCAGAGGUGAUUUUCAUGUUGGCGCACAAGUAAAAACGAUGUUAUCAUUACCAAAAAAAGAAUUGGCAAGAAGAGAACAUUCUAUUGAUCAUGGUAUACAUGUGAUGGAAGAGGAAACCAGUGGGCAUAAACAGCUUUGCUUAUGUGGAACUCUUGAUGGAAGUAUUGGUAUGAUAACCCCAAUACCUGAAAAGAUGUAUAAAAGAAUGCAAUUAUUGCACUCACAAAUGGUAAAUGGAAUACAACAUCCGGCGGGUCUUAAUCCUAAGUCAUUUAGGCUUAUGCAAUCUAAGCAACGACUAGCCAUUAAUCCAGCUAAAGGAAUUUUGGACGGAGACCUUUUAAUUCAAUUUCCAAAUUUAGUAUUACAUAGGCAACGAGAAAUGACCAAACAAAUUGGAACAACAAUAGAAAGGAUCUUGGAUGAUUUGUUAGUGUUGCAAGAAUCAUGCGACUAUUUCUAG
This is a messenger RNA of Cetraspora pellucida, 4221 nucleotides long. NCBI's taxonomy places the organism in Eukaryota, Fungi, Glomeromycota, Glomeromycetes, Diversisporales, Gigasporaceae. The record is from the annotation of a GenBank genome assembly.